UCGAUCGGUGACUGGAUCGGCGAAGAAAGACGGGUGUCCAUUUCAAUUUUUCUCUCUUCCUCUGUUCUUCCCAAUUUCCGUCGACCACGAGCCGCUAAACAGCUUUUCCCGCUCUUUCGUGACUUCAUCGGCGUUCUUUCUUCUCGUUCUUGCUGUGAAAUUUCAUCUCGAAAUUGGAGAACAUAGUUUCAUCCGAGCUGUUCUUCAACUUGGCGCCGAAUUGUUUACGAUCAGGGAGGCUUUAUAAAUCUUCUGCCGAAGCUUAGGAAAUGGCUACUUUGGCUGAUUCCUUUCUAGCAGAUCUUGAUGAACUCUCUGAUGAAGACAAGUUUCAGUUAUUGGAUGUUUGCAGGGCGAAGCAGGUGCCGAUGCCGAAAAUAUGGAAGAGGAUAUUGAUGGGGACCUUGCCGACCUAGAAAGCCUUAAUUAUGAGGAUCUGGAUAGUGUCUCGAAACUGCAGAAAACACAAAGAUACAAUGAUAUUAUGCAGAAAGUUGAAGAUGCAUUGCAGACGGAUUCUAAUAUCUCAAAUCAGGGAUUUGUAUUGGAAGAUGAUCCCGAGUACCAAUUGAUUGUAGAGUGUAAUGCCUUGUCAGUGGAUAUUGAGAAUGAAAUUAUUAUUAUUCACAACUUUAUACGUGAUAAAUAUCGACUGAAAUUUCCAGAGCUUGAAUCACUUGUGCACCAUCCAAUUGAUUAUGCUCGAGUUGUUAAGAAGAUUGGGAAUGAAGUGGAUUUGACUCUUGUAGAUCUAGAAGGACUUUUACCUUCUGCUGUUAUUAUGGUUGUUUCUGUCACAGCAUCUACCACAAGUGGAAAGCCACUCCCUGAGGAAAUUCUCCAGAAAACAAUUGAUGCAUGUGAUCGGGCUCUUGCCUUAGAUUCAGCAAAGAAAAUGGUUCUUACUUUUGUUGAAAGUAGAAUGGGGCAUAUUGCACCAAAUCUUUCAGCCAUAGUUGGAAGUGCUGUUGCAGCAAAACUAAUGGGAACUGCUGGUGGUCUUGUUGCUUUAGCUAAGAUGCCUGCUUGCAAUGUUCAGCUUCUUGGUGCAAAGAAAAAAAAUCUUGCUGGGUUUUCUACAGCUACCUCACAAUUUCGAGUAGGUUAUAUUGAGCAAACAGAGAUAUUCCAAUCGACACCUCCACCUUUGAAGAUGCGUGCUUGUCGACUCAUAUCUGCAAAGUCAACACUUGCAGCACGAGUUGACUCCACCAUGGGAGAUCCUACUGGGAAGACUGGCAGAGUCUUCAAAGAUGAGAUCCUUAAAAAAAUUGAGAAAUGGCAGGAACCUCCACCUGCAAAACAACCAAAACCUCUUCCGGUCCCUGAUUCUGAACCUAAAAAGAAGAGAGGUGGCCGUCGAUUAAGGAAGAUGAAGGAAAGAUAUGCAACAACGGAGAUGAGGAAGCUAGCUAACAGGAUGCAGUUUGGGGUGCCUGAAGAGAGUUCUUUAGGAGAUGGAUUGGGGGAAGGAUAUGGAAUGCUUGGUCAGGCUGGGAGUGGGAAGUUGCGUGUAUCAGCUGCUCAGAGCAAGCUUGCUGCAAAAGUUGUUAAGAAGUUCAAGGAAAAACGCUAUGGAAGCAGUGGUGCUACGUCUGGGCUGACCUCAAGUUUGGCAUUUACUCCCGUACAAGGAAUCGAGCUGUCAAAUCCUCAGGCUCAUUUGAACCAGCUAGGGAGCGGAACGCAAAGCACCUACUUUUCUGAAACAGGAACAUUUUCAAAAAUUAGGAAAAACUGAGUCAUUAGAUCAUCAAGCUUUAUGUUUCGUGUUCGUGCUGUAAGCAUACAUGAAUAUGGGUACAGUUACGCUUUGUAAUUCAGUACUAAGAGAGCAACAGUAAUUUAUUUUUCUAUAAUGCAAAGGUUUUCUUUUUCUGCUCCUAA
This is a messenger RNA of Cucumis melo (muskmelon), 1887 nucleotides long. Its product is annotated as U4/U6 small nuclear ribonucleoprotein Prp31 homolog. The record is from RefSeq and is a predicted model, not a curated record. Gene Ontology annotation, cellular component: precatalytic spliceosome; U4 snRNP; U4/U6 x U5 tri-snRNP complex. The transcript has 9 exons. Bases 380 to 1741 code for a protein of 453 amino acids. Gene Ontology annotation, biological process: spliceosomal tri-snRNP complex assembly; mRNA splicing, via spliceosome. NCBI's taxonomy places the organism in Eukaryota, Viridiplantae, Streptophyta, Magnoliopsida, Cucurbitales, Cucurbitaceae.